Molecule: messenger RNA, 2072 nt
Organism: Eruca vesicaria subsp. sativa (arugula)
Lineage: Eukaryota; Viridiplantae; Streptophyta; Magnoliopsida; Brassicales; Brassicaceae
Source: the annotation of a GenBank genome assembly
AUGACUGAAGGAUUAACAUUCCCGAUGCGGAGAGAAUCGGAGUCGGCUUCUCGACUGAGACAAAUUAUCUCCGAUAUGCUUCCUCUCUUCUCCGAACACUACUCCCACUCCGACGACGACAUCCUCUCUGAGUAUAUUACGGUGAUUGUUUGUAACGGAAAGAGUCAGAGGCAGGCACGUGACUAUUUGGAGGCUUUUCUUGGGGAGCAAUCUGGAGAGUUUGUUGCUUGCUUAUGGGAGCAUCUUUUGAAGGACAUUACUCAAGGUAAACGAGAAACUUCUGGUUCUGAAACUAGGACUGGUGUUGAAUUUGGUUCUCAUGAUACUCUAAUCGAACAAGGUUCAAGCUCCAGAAGUCAUGAUGAGUAUGUUCGCAAAGCUACUACGCCUACUUAUCGGAGGAACGUACCAACUACUGCUCGAGAAGACGUUGAGGUUCAUGUGUCACCAAAAGCUAGAAGCAUGAAGAUGUUACGACAAGAGCUCAUUAAUAGCCCUUGUAAAAGGACAGAACCUAAACGGAGAGAGGAUUGGAACUUGUCUGAUGUUAAUUACUCUAGAAAAGUACUGCGCUCCGUUAUCGUUUCCGCCGCUAAGCAACCAUGUCGUAUGAAUCCUGAUGGAUAUAGAGAGUCUAUGGAUGAAAGGAGCGGAAUACAGAAGCGUGUAUACUUUCCAGAAAGAGAAAUGAGGCAAUCGUAUUUUCCAUCUGUCCCUUCAGGAGGAGCUGUGUCUGCAAGAUCUCAUGAUGCAACUUCGAGCCAGGAAAUGAAUCUUCAUGGUAGUGUUUGGGAUCGUUUGGGGCGACCAGGCGACAAAGAGUAUCCUAUAUUGCCUAAGUUUAGGAUUCAGGCAAAUGAACACAGAGCUUUUGAGCAGCAUGGACGCGCAUUUCCUGCAGCAUAUAUUGAACAACAUAGCGAGAGGUUUCAGAGAGAAGCUCCUGCGGUCACUUACAGGCACAGAGUUUUCCCACCCCUUGAAGCUAGGAAACCCAAGAGUGGAACUAUUACAUACACUGAACCUCAUAUCGCGCAUAACCUCAGCAGAAAGAGGCGAUAUGGCAUCAUCAACCCCAAUUGCGUAGAUGCUUCAGUUGGUGAUCUUAGCAGUGCUCAUCAGCGUAAGCAAGCUAAACAGGAUGUUGAAAAGCCAAGCCUGCUCUCCUAUCAGUCCAAAAGGCCAAAUCUUUUUUCAGAAAUAGUGAACAUGAAACAAAAGCUGCAACAACUAGAGAGGCAGAUUAAUCAAGCAAAGCAGUUUAAGAAACAGAAAGUUGGAGAAUUCAGAGGCUCACCACAAUCUGUCGAGUUGCAGAAACAACACGGUGUCACAGAAUCAAGCAUCAUACAUGUUACCAACGUACACUAUGCGGCAAGUAAGGAAGCUAUAUCAAUGUUGUUCAGCAAGUGUGGAGCUGUCAAAAACAUUACCUUUGUAACUGAUCCAGUAACUCGACAUCCAAUGGGGGCUGCUUUUGUGACUUUUGCUUCGAAGGAGUCAGUUAACAAAGCAAUAGCUCUUAGCGGCACAAUGUUCUAUUCAAGACCAAUCAAGGUUUCGGAGUCACACAUGAUAACGUCCGGAGGGGCACCACAGGUAGUCACUGAAAGUUAAACCAACAGAAACAUUAUGGUAGGGUAAUACACAAAGGUAGCCUAAAACCAUCUGCUUAACGACGUCGUUGUACAGCUUUUAUGGAAUCGUAUCAGACUUUUGAUUCCAAGUUAAGAACGAAGAAACUAAUAAGCAUACAUUUGUUUGGACACGGUAAUUUCUGCUUUUUCUUUUCUUCUUAAUUAACUGAACAUAAAAACACACAAAACUAGACCUUCUCUUAUCAUGAGACCACAACAUACUUUCAUUUUUUUCUUUUCUUAUAAAUACACAACGCACACACAGACACUUAACUUAGUUAUCUAAAAUCACUUUUUUUUUUCUUAUAUAUUUUUCUUCUUCUUACUCUUUUCAUUUUAGUCAAUCGUCAUAGGCUGACUCAUGCAACAUCUGAAACGGGCUUUUCUAGCUGUCGUCAUUAUCUCAGUUUCUGCAGCUUCAAGCAUACUCACAAC